AUGGUUUGGAGUGAGAAAAGUGAGCGAGUGAGAGGGAGUUCAUAUCCUGCAGGUGUCACAGCCAGAGCUGUUUCUGUGGAUGAAAUCCAUCAGCAUGCAUCCUGCCGCUUUCUCUGCUGUUGCUUUUCUGUGAAAUCAUGGAUCGACUGGAACUGUGACUGGGAGGAACCAAUGUUUGGAUUGACAGAGUUAGUGUGUGUGACAGUCAUUUAUAUUCCUCUGAUGCUUUUCGGUCUCCUGGGAAAUGUCUUAACAAUCCUGGUGGUUUGGCUACGUCCACAAAUAAGAAGUUCUACCUACUUGUAUCUGAGUAGUAUGGCUGUCAGCGAUCUGAUGAUACUACUACUUCUACCUUUGGAUCUCUAUAAGCUAUGGAGGCCCCGACCUUGGCCCUUCGGAGACCUCGCCUGUAAGAUGACCAUGUUUCUCUCCGAGUGCUGCACCUUCUGCACCGUCCUCCACAUCACCUUUCUCUCUUUGGAGAGGUAUGUGGCCAUCUGCUGGCCAAUCACGGCCAAGACGCUGGUAACACGCCGCAGAACCAGGGCUCUCAUUGGCUGCCUGUGGCUGGGCGCUGCGGUGAGUGCAGCACCCGUGUUGGUGAUGGUUGGCGUUGAGGAAAUUGGGGAGGAAGAUCUCAGGGUCGGUGGAUGGAGGGAGAAUGGAAGGUGGAUGGGCGAGGAUGACAGUUACAUGACUUCAUUUGAUGACGAAUUAGAUGCGUUGAUGUGGGAAGAAAAAGAGAGACACGGUGAAAGAGCUGGACAGUGGAAUUGGUUGGAAGACGGAGAAUUGGGAGGAAUAGGUGAGAAAUUGAAACAACAUGGCGUUGCAGUUAAAAAUGAAAAACAGGUCCAGGAAGAUGACGGAGAGCAGGAAAACAUGCGAGAUGAAGGAGAAGAAUGGGAAGCAAAGGUUGAUAAGAAACCUAUGCCGGAGAUUGAUAGGCGGGAGUGUCGCUGUACAGACUACGCCAUUUCCUCCGGCCUACUCUCCGCCAUGAUGAUUCUAUCCAACCUGUACUUCCUGGUUCCGGUCUGUGUACUCGGACUGGUCUACGCUCUGAUUGGAAGGACCCUCUGGCUGCGCCCUCAGAGUAGCCGCAGAGAGCAAAGUCACCGACACGCCGUGAAGAUGCUUGGAGUGAUCGUCUUGGCGUUUGUCCUGUGCUGGCUACCUUUCCACAUUGGUCGAACUAUAUUCUUUUUCUCUCUGGGAACUAAUACGGACAGGCAGGAGCCAUACUUUGUCAACACGGAUGAAUCUAUCAGCCACGGAUGCAAAGUGACCACGGCUGUUAACUCAGACUUGCACCCUAAUACAUCUGGAAAUGCUUCCGAGAAUGAAACAAUCUCUGAUAUGUGUGUGAAGACCACAUUUGAAACGCACAUUAACGUGAGCAUACCCUCGAGCAGGGAUUUACAUUACCAUGUGUCACCCACCGAAAGCAAGGAAAGGGUCACACAUGCACUUACACGCACGAUAUCACCUAAUGAUUCCACACAUAUACAACAGUUAAUGCAUGGAUAUACGAACAACAAAACGCACAAUGCACCACACAAACGUUUAAGCUACCAUACCAACACAACAAGCACUGGUGUUGAUUUGCAAUACUUCUGUAGCUCCUUCACUUUCAGAGAGCAGAAGAGUUUAAAUCCAGAAAACUGUCCGAGUGAGUGA
This is a messenger RNA of Doryrhamphus excisus (bluestripe pipefish), 1680 nucleotides long. Lineage: Eukaryota; Metazoa; Chordata; Actinopteri; Syngnathiformes; Syngnathidae. The record is from RefSeq and is a predicted model, not a curated record.